Phyllopteryx taeniolatus (common seadragon) is the source of this 4705-nucleotide messenger RNA. RefSeq lists its product as uncharacterized. The record is from RefSeq and is a predicted model, not a curated record. Bases 132 to 2918 code for a protein of 928 amino acids. Lineage: Eukaryota; Metazoa; Chordata; Actinopteri; Syngnathiformes; Syngnathidae. The transcript is spliced from 10 exons.
GAUGGAUAUAUCGUCAAAAAGCAUGUAGACACUUUCAAGCGUUGUUAGGUGUGCUGGCCCUUUAAGAGAACAGGUGCAUCAGUGCCAGGUGGCUGUGAGGACAACCCGGAAGUCGACGUCAUUAGCUUAGCAUGUCUUUAAUCGCGUACCAAAAUGCCCAUGAAUUCAACUUGCCCGGGUCAACUUUGCCCACGGGGCGUCCUAACUGGCGACACGAUGAGACAACUUGUGGCCUUCGUCGUCGGGCUCUCACUGACAGUUUUUGUGCGGGCGCAGGACCAAAUCCAGAUACAGUUCCAGACAGACCCGGUGCUUGUGCUGAGCGGCACCGAAAUCCAGUUCACCGUAAUAACCGUCCCCGAUGUGCUGUCUAUGACGUGGUUGUACGAGGGUGUCACGCUGGGUCUGUUCGCCGGCGGCUCCCCCGUCAUCAACGAGGUGCAGCAGUUUCGUGGCCGGGUCACCAUCACGGCAACGCAGCUCCGCAUCCGAAGCGCCCAGCUGGGAGACGCGGGGAGGUACACGGUGGAGGUGGUCCCGCUCGCCUCCACGGGCCUGACGUCCAACUCCAGAUCAGUACCUCUGAGGGUUUUUGGUACUCCGGUGUCCUCCCACAUUCCAAAAAAAUGCAUGACGCCGUGUCCGGGGUGACUCUCUCUGUGCCGUCGGUGGCGACGGAAGGCGGAAACAUCACACUGAUGUGCACCUCGGGCGGCACAGCGCUCACCUUCCAGUGGGGAAAGGGCGGCGUCACAGUCACCGAAGACGGCAGGAUAACCAUCGCCGGCGGCUCGUUGGUCAUCAACCCGGGCCAGCGGGCCGACACCGGAGACUACACGUGCACAGUCAGCAACCCAGUCAGCGCCCUCGCUGCCACACAAAGUCUCACCGUCUUCUACGGACCUGACACCCCAGUCCUGACCAAGGACGCCCCCAAAGACUGCGUGGGCAGUGCCGACGUCCAGGCGGGCCAGAUCUUGCGUCUCACCUGCCUGUCGGACUCGCUGCCCCCGGCCCUCUUUACGUGGCAACGCGACGGCGAGACCGUGGCGUCGGCGCAGCCCGACAGCGGCGUGCUCAGCGUCCAGACCUCGUCCACAGACGACAGUGGCCGCUACACGUGCACCGCCAGAAACGCCGUCACCAGCGGCACGUCGGAGCGAGCGACGGACGUGUCCGUGGAAAACACUUGUCUGGACGCUGGGGAAGUGGCGGGCAUCGUGAUUGGCAGCUUUCUGCUACUCGUCAUCCUGGUGCUGCUUAUUGUGUUGCUGGUGUGUCUCGUGCUAAGGAGGCGGGCUCGACAAAGGCAAGGAGAAGCCGUCGUGGUACAGAAGAACCACACAAAUCCCCGGCCUCUACCUCCAGAUCAACGUGUUAACAUCGCUAGGAAUCCAGGCCAAGGUCCUGACCCCCCUGUCUUUCAAUCAAACACGCAAGCCCGUCGCCCCCCAGGGUUGUACGCCACCCAGCGCCAAAGGCCUGGCUACCUGCAGGCACUACAGCUUAGCAACUUGCAACAAAACGGCACUGCGCCUGAACUUCGAGGCGACGUUAGACACAACGCAUCCUCGUACCCGCUUAAUGGCGUCGACAACCCGGCUUUCACGCGAGCAGACACGCAGCAGAUCAAUCCAAACAUUGUCAUACAGACAGGUGCCGCCCAAAACAGUCAACGGCCCGCGGGGGUCCAGCUGAGUCUGACGCAAGGUUCCCAGCAUAAUGCACAGAUGCCCACCAUUCAUGUCAACCUUAACACCUUCCCUCAGCAGGAAACCAUUAAUAAUGCUACCCAAUUAAUAGACACAGGGCAGUCAAAUCCCCAAAUGCAAAGCGGGUCCGCCCACCAGGGUCCAGCUGAGAGUCUUCAAACUCAGCCAGGGCUCAUCCCGACUCGAUACACACACUCGCACGCUUCUCAGCGCAAUGCCAAGACACAGACUUACCAACAGGAAAGCCUACGUACCUCCUCCCACCGGCAUAUGCCGUGGGAUCGCCUACGAGGGACACCGGCGUAUCCUAGCGGGACCCUUCCGAGGGGACUGACCUCAGACACUACGGACUACACCAACCAUCCACCUUUGAGACAAAACCAAACACAGCCGCGAGGUAGAAAUGCUUUUCGGGAGGACACAGCCGCUGCAGGUCCGGGGGACCGGACGAGGAGCCACUCAGCUGAUUUUUGGGACUUGCGCACCCUGAGAGUGCCGCAACUUGAACCCGCUGACCACUCGCACAGAAAACCCCCGACGCAAAGGGAGAGGGCCAGGCUUGACUCGAGGGUUCCACCUGGUAUUCAACCCGUCUCCAGCCAGGACACCACGCAAAGUACCAACCCUUUUGUGAGCCAGCAGGCUGCUUUCAGACAAAGUGACCUAUUUAGUUCGGAUACCAGAGCACUGGCUGAUCCGAACCACCUCCUCCAAGCACAAGUGGCCCAACAACAGAAGGCGGCACUGGCCCAAGCGCAAAGCCAAGCGGCUCAAACCCGCAGCCCUGGCCGACCUCGCCAAGCAGCCCCAGUCUCGAACCAGCGUCAACCCAGUGCCCUCACUCAGGCGGCACUUAAAUCCCAUACAGAGAGUGCGCAGACCUUCCAGAACCCGAGACAACAAACCCAAGCAGCCCUGCUUCACCCCGGAUCCCAGGCUCAGCCGACUUCUGCCACCGGGGGACCUCGACCGCCUACCCCGCCGCCUGUUAUCCCCUUCACUCGGUUCCAGAGCCUUCCCAGGACCGACACCCAUCACAAAUCGCAUCAACACCGCCCCGGGAACGUUGGACACAAUCAUCAACCUCCAAAAGUGGCUGCCCUCGCACGAGGGCAUGCCGCCCACGCUAGACACGGCCGUACCACUCACGGCCGUGCCGGCCACGCCACCCACCCACGGCAGGCUCACCGAGGGAGGCCGAGGUGACGACAGAUCUCGGCAGACGAGUCGCACUCUGCUCCUUUGUCUCGUCUUCCCGCUCAUACAGCUGAAAGAUGUGAGCUGUGAAAACGCCGAAACAACAACAAAAAAGGUUCCUUGCUCCUAAAGCUGGUAUUUAUAAAAACAUUUACAAAAAAAAACUCCUCACGGUGGAUGAAGCAUAAGCAGACAAGUUCAGUGAGCCAAGCUUACAUAAUGCCGUGAUUCAUCAUUCAAACAAGACUAAAUGCACUUCGGUAGUGAGCCUCCCCACUGAAACCCUAAUGCACUCUGAGGCUAUGUCUACGUGAACAUGGGUAUUUUUAAAGACUGAUACUUUUUAAAGUAUUUUGACCUCAUAGUCACCAUUGAUGUUCUUGUCUUUUCUGGAAAUGACUUUCUUCAGCCUUCUGACUGGCUAAAAUGGUCUCAUAGGGGUUAUAACGCCACCUUUUGCUUUGACAUGCACCCUUAUUGUGUUUUGUUUCUUUUUAAACUUUAUUUUCAAGGGUUUUGAUGAGUACGUAUCUGUGCAUAUAAGAUUCUCCCUUUUUGUCAUUUCGCCUUUGGGCUUCCUUGUCUUUCCCGGAAAUGACUUUCUUUAGCCUUUUGAUGAGCUAAAAUUGUCUGGUACAUGUUGUAUUGCCACCUUUUGCUUUGGCAUGCAUUUGUUUUGUAAUUAUUUGUUUUAAUGUCAUUUUUAAGUGUUUUAAAGUAUUAUAUAAGAGUCUCCCGUUCCUACAUUCAUCACUGUCGCGUUUGUGCCUUUUCCAGAAAUAAAUUCAGCCUGAUUGCCAAAAAAAUAAAAUAAAAGCCUUGUAGGUGUUAGUGUCACCUGUUACUUGGUAUGCACUUUUUAAAAAAAAUUAAAAAUAAUUUCAAGGGUUGUAAGGAAUAUCGCUAAACAAAUAAUUCCCCCCUUCCUCCUUGCACUACAGUUGUUCUUAUGCCUUUUCCGAGAGACUUUCUUCACCAUUCUGAUUAACUAAAAUGGCCUGGUACAUAUAUAUUUUUUUAUUUUGCCUGCACUUUUGUAGUAUUUUUUGGUUUUUUUUUGUUGUUGUUUUUUUUGGGAGCAUCUCCAUUUGUGAAAUUUACUAUUUUCUAAAUUCAUCAGUUUGUUUUAACAUUAUUUUAAAGUGUUUUUAAGGAUCUCUCAAAUCACUUUUUUGGGGGGUGAAAAGUAUUUAAAGAAAUACCCAUGUAUCUGUGGACAUAGUCUAAAUGAGAAACAAAUGCAAAUUACAUGAUACCAAAUGAGCUAUACAGGGCUGUCUUAAUGUACAAUAGACUAUUUAUUUUUGUGCCUUCUGUUUACGGAUGCUCGUCGCGACACUUCUCAAUUAAGAGGAUUGGCCUCGGCGGAGCCGGGAAGCGAUGCUCGGCUAACCAUGAAGGGGAUGCGACAAUUGGACGGGUGCUUAUUAAUUAAACGCUUUUAUGCGACUUAAAUGAGUUGGGGAAAUAAUCGCACCAAUGCAUGCGUGAGGUCAGCACAAAGAGCCGAGCUAAGUCCAGCCGGAGUCGCUUUCUGCUGAAAAAGCCAAUUUACUGUCUAAUGUCAGGGUCAUAAUCAUGGAGGAAUGUCAUUAUAUGUAUUUAUUGAUUUUGAAUUUUCUUUACUCAGGGAUGUCCUUCCGAAUGUUUUAUGUAGCUUGUGGGUGUCAUAAAUUAUAUUUUUCAAGUUGUAUACUGCCAAGAAAAAAGUUGAUAGUGCCAAAGGUAACAAUGUAUGCAAGUGCUAUCUAUCGCUUAUGAUUAUGAGCAAAUAAUAAAAGUCUGUUUACAAUGGA